UGUUCACAAAGCCAGAAGUCGGAGAAAGAGCUCUUGUUCUCUCUCUACUACUCUCUGUUCUCGAUUCGUUAAACAAAGAAUCCCUUCUUUUUUUUUCUGAAGACGCAGAGCUCAAUGACGAAGCAGCACGCGAACUGGUCUCCAUACGACAACAAUGGAGGAACAUGUGUAGCCAUCGCUGGAUCGGAUUACUGCGUCAUCGCAGCCGAUACUCGGAUGUCUACCGGUUACAGCAUUCUAACUCGCGAUUACUCUAAGAUCCAUAAACUAGCAGACAAGGCUGUGCUAUCUUCCUCUGGCUUUCAGGCUGAUGUGAAAGCACUUCAGAAAGUUCUCAAGUCAAGGCACUUGGUUUAUCAGCAUCAGCAUAACAAGCAGAUGAGUUGUCCUGCAAUGGCUCAGCUUCUCUCCAACACUCUUUACUUCAAGCGCUUUUUCCCUUACUAUGCCUUUAACGUUCUCGGUGGGCUUGAUGAGCAAGGAAAAGGCUGUGUCUUUACCUAUGAUGCAGUGGGAUCAUAUGAGAAGGUUGGAUACAGUGCUCAAGGUUCUGGUUCCACUCUCAUUAUGCCCUUCCUUGACAAUCAGCUCAAGAGUCCUAGCCCGCUUUUGCUUCCUGCUCAGGAUGCUAUCACACCCCUUUCUGAACCUGAAGCAGUUGACUUGGUUAAGACUGUUUUCGCAUCUGCUACUGAGAGGGAUAUAUACACUGGAGACAAGCUUGAGAUCAUGAUUCUCAAGGCUGAUGGUAUCAGGACCGAAGUCAUGGACUUGAGGAAAGACUAAGCGAGUGUUGGCAACACACCUUUGCUACUUCUCGUUUUUUCUUAUUCAUUAGACUCCCUGUGUUUCUUGAACCUGUGUUUGAAGUUUCCUUGUGUUAACCUCUCUUAUUUAUGACAGAAGUUCUUUUGAAGAGUUUUUAAUAACA
This is a messenger RNA of Raphanus sativus (radish), 931 nucleotides long. RefSeq names its product proteasome subunit beta type-1. The transcript has 7 exons. Gene Ontology annotation, cellular component: proteasome core complex. The record is from RefSeq and is a predicted model, not a curated record. Bases 115 to 786 code for a protein of 223 amino acids. Lineage: Eukaryota; Viridiplantae; Streptophyta; Magnoliopsida; Brassicales; Brassicaceae.